Messenger RNA from Fusarium vanettenii 77-13-4, 3123 nucleotides. RefSeq lists its product as uncharacterized. NCBI's taxonomy places the organism in Eukaryota, Fungi, Ascomycota, Sordariomycetes, Hypocreales, Nectriaceae. The record is from RefSeq and is a predicted model, not a curated record. Bases 1 to 3123 code for a protein of 1040 amino acids. The transcript is spliced from 2 exons. Gene Ontology annotation, molecular function: protein binding.
AUGCUGGAGAAUGUGGUCGUCGAUGACGAAGCGAGAAUAUCCACAUUGAAUCGUCUCAGCCAACACUUCAACAAACAGUUUGCAAUUACCGAAGACACGAAGUAUCUCGACGAGGCCGUCAAGGCCCGUAGGGAAGCACUUGCAUUGGUUCAUCCUGAGGAUCAUGUCAACAGGGCUCUCCAAUCGCAUCUACUCAGCAAUGAGCUUGGCGACCGAUUUGCAGAAACAGAAGACCUCAAUGAUAUUGAGGAAGCCAUCGAUUGGGGGUUACAGGCAUUGAAGUUGACACCGGAGCAACAGUAUUCACCAAGGAUUGAGUAUCUUAGGAGACUCGAGCUGCUCUUUGAAGAUAUGUACGAGGAAACGAAAGAUCUCGCUGAUUUUGAUGAGAUUAUUCGUUACAAAAGGCUUACAGUUGAAUCGACAAGCCCCGGCGAUAUUGCUCUAAAAGCAGGCAGACUGACUGAUUUGGGCACAUGGCUCGAUAAGCGGUCAGAUAUCACGGGACAAGUCUCGGAUAUGAACGAGUGUAUCCGGAUCAUGAGACAGGUCCUUGAAUUGAAACCCGGGGACGAAAGCACGCUGAAAAAUCUCAUGCGCUUUCUGUACAACCGGUACAGGCUCACCAGAGAGAUACCGGACCUGGAAGAAUGCAUUCGACUGCAUCGACAGACAACUGAUUCAUCGUGCACUGAUGAAUCUAGAGUUGAGUGGAUGAUGAGACUUGCAAAUUACCUCUGUGAACUGCACGAAAGGACCGAAGAAGAAGCUGACCUCGGGGAGGCCUUUGCAAUCGCAACAGAGGCACUCGCUUUGGUUCCUGAAAACCGCUGGCAACGCAGGUGGCUGCAUUGUCUAGGGCGGUUGUUCGGCUGUCAAUAUCUCGAGACUGAAGCGCUGGCCGACCUAGAAGAAGCGAUCCGGUUGGAAAGAUUGGCGCUCAAACUCGCCCUCACUGACGAGAAUCGAGGUGGCAUCUUGACAAACCUGGGCAAUCGGCUCGGCGACAAGUAUGUGAGAACAGAAGCGAUUGCCGACAUCAACGAAGCCAUUAAAUGCGCUAGAGAAUCACUGCUUCUGAGACCUGACAAUCCCGAACGACUAUACAACCUCGCAAUCAAGUUGGGCGACCGGUUUACAAGAACGAACAAGAUGGAAGAUGUCGAUGAGGCCAUCGAACUCGAGAGGCAAGCAUUGAAAAGAGUACCACUGGACAACUCCGAGAGAGCCGACUAUUUGAACAUUCUCGGCAACCAAUUAGCAGAUCGAUUCAAUCACAAGGGAGAAUUGCCCAAUCUCGAAGAGGCCAUUCGCACUGCAGAGAAAGCCUUGGGGCUGAUGUCGGAGGACCAUCCCAACAGAGCAACCUGGUUGAACAGCCUUGCUGGCCGCCUCCUGGAGCUUUACGAGACGAAAGGGAACAAACUAGAUUUGGAAAAUUCCAUCACCCAGUACCAGUUAGCCCUUCAUCACGACAAGUCAGCACCGGAAGAUCGCAUUGAGGCUGCCCAAGCCAUUAUCGCCAAUUUGAGUCUUGUUCCGAAGCUUGUCUCAUGGUCGCAUGAGAAUCUUGACCGACAGUAUGUACUUGGCAAAGUGGUUGGCUUGGCCUCGGACGCGGCAGCGGCAGCAUUGCAAGCAAAACAGUCACCUAUGGUCGCCUUGCAGCUCCUCGAACAAGGUCGCGGCAUCAUCGGGACGUCGCUACAGGACAUGCGCAGCGACGUGCAAGACCUUGCAAAGCACCAUCCACACCUCGCCGAGAGAUAUCGCGCUUUACAGGUGGAGUUAGAUCGGCGCGUCGAACAAAACACGACGGGUGCUGUGCGUAAGCAGCCGCAAGCAUCGAUCAACCGAAGGCAUACUGCUGCAAAGGCGUUCACCGAGUUGACUGCUGAGAUCCGCAAGUUGCCUGGAUAUGAAGAUUUUAUGCUUCCACACAGCGAAGAUGAAAUCUACAAAGCCUCAGAGCGCGGCCCAAUCGUCGUGGUCAAUGUCAGCAGGCUUCGUUGUGAUGCUCUACUUGUCUCGGACAACCGAGUUCGUGCACUGGCACUGCCCAACGUAACUCUGGAAGAACUGGAGUACAGAACAACAUCCUGGAGUUUUGCAAGCCCUAAAAACCUCGAGUGGCUUUGGGAAAACGUUGCGAGCCCUGUCCUGGAGACUCUAGGCUUCACUGAAACCCCGCCUCCGAACAAGUGGCCGCAUAUAUGGUGGAUUCCCACUGGCCCUUUGGUUCAACUUCCCCUCCAUGCAGCAGGCUACCAUGGCCAGCAGUGGCCCAAUGCAGUACUCGACAGAGUUUUAUCGUCGUACGGCUCUUCAAUCCGCAAUCUGAUCAGUGGCCGUCGCAACUCCAUCCAGCCUUCUGGUUCUGACCAGGCACUGCUUGUUGCCAUGGAAGAUACACCGGGGCAUGAUCUGCUUGCUUUUGCCCCCAAAGAGGUGGAUUCAGUGAGCGGCAUCAUCCGGUCUAUGAAUUUGAAGCCGAUUGUGCUAGGGCGAGCUAAGCAAGAUGUCACCAAGCAGGAUGUCACCCGGUAUCUCCCAGAUUGCAAGAUAUUUCACUUUGCUGGGCACGGCCUCGCUCAUGCGGAGGAUCCAUUACAGAGCUGUUUGCUUCUCAAAGACUGGGAGAAUAACUCGCUCAAGGUUUCUGACCUUUUGGAUAUCAACAUUCGCCAAAAAGCACCCUUCCUCGCAUACCUUUCAGCAUGUGGCACAGGCCAGAUCAAGGAUGAGACGUCAUUCGAUGAGAACAUCAACCUCAUCAGCGCCUGCCAGAUCGCUGGAUUUAGGCAUGUUAUCGGCACGUUAUGGAAUGUCAAGGAUGAUCUAUCCGUUCAAAUCGCCAAGAUGACCUAUCAGGAGCUGAAGGACUCCGACAUAUCAGACGAGUCCAUCUGCCGAGGGCUCCACAAGGCAACCCGUGAGCUGAGAGGAAAGUGGAUAGAGCAGCACAAAAGUUGCCAGAGCCCGGCAAGCCCUACUACCACUCAUUUCCAAGAUACAACAAAUGGGUCGCUUGUCCGUUCACUUAGAGACGCAUAUUUGAUAGAGAGUGAGGAUCUUGACCUUGGUAUAGCUUACUGGGCGCCCUAUGUACACUAUGGGGUGUAA